This is a messenger RNA of Ambispora leptoticha, 466 nucleotides long. NCBI's taxonomy places the organism in Eukaryota, Fungi, Glomeromycota, Glomeromycetes, Archaeosporales, Ambisporaceae. The record is from the annotation of a GenBank genome assembly.
AUGAGCGAAUUUAUAAGUGAAUUUUGGGAAGCUGAAAAAGAGAGACAAAAUACACUUAAAUUUAAACAUCGACGAUCAUCUAGUUAUGAUCGGCCGCACAGUAAAAUAUUCCCGGUGUUUAAGCCAGAUCUCAUCUCUAAUAGAGAACGUAGCACAUAUCAAGAGAGUACGAGGUCAAUGCAACCUUCAGAUCCUUAUUCUCCUAGUUCUAUUGAUUAUACUGAUUCUAAUGAUUCUACUGAACUAAGUCUUAUGUUAUCUGACAAAAUAUCAAAUGUCACCGACUCCAUGCAAUUUAAUCGUUUAUUAGAUUUUGAUGAAGACUCUAGAGCUGAAAUGAUGACUAUAACCGAAGCCGAUUCUAGCAAUAUCGAUUCAUCAAACAACAGCAUAGAAACUACCGAAAGCAAUAACACGUCAACUAGUUCAGGAUCUAAUAAGAGCAAUAAUUUGUCAACAUCGCCAG